CAAAAACUCAUUUCUCCCACUAAUGAUAUAUGACUGAGACAUAACAAAGAAUCUUUCGUGACUUUUCUUCCUUUCUCCUCAUAUCACUUCCAAAAUUCUCUGAUGUCUUCCUCUUGUGAGUAAACGAAAAAGAAAAAAAAAGAAACAUAUCCAUGGCUGCUCCAAGAUCAUCAAGAAGAUGCUCUCUUUCUCUGUUAACCCUUUUCUCCAUAUCUCUUAUUCUUAUUUCUGUUUCACUAUUUGUCUUCACAAAGCCAACUAAUAAUAAGCCCUUGAUCGAUUACAGAAACCAAUUCUCUGUUGUCUCUGUCUCUUUUCCUCCUUCUCUGUCUCCUCUUGGACAGGACAACACAACAAACACUAGUUUUGCUCCAGCCUCUUCUCCUUCUCAACUACUACUGCCUCUUCCUAGAGAGAGCAACACAACAAACACUACUCUUUCUUCAGUCUCCCCUUCUUCUUUAUACGAUGAUCAACAAAACCAAAAUAAGUCUCCAAGUCCUACAAGUAAAAAAGUUAUUAUCAGGAAGAGAAGUGGGUUGGAUAAAAUAGAAUCAGAUUUAGCAAAAGCAAGAGCAGCAAUUAAGAAGGCAGCUUCAACACAAAAUUAUGUUAGCUCCCUCUACAAAAAUCCAGCCGCCUUUCAUCAGAGUCACACGGAAAUGAUGAAUCGGUUUAAGGUGUGGACAUACACAGAGGGAGAGGUCCCACUGUUCCAUGACGGCCCUGUGAAUGACAUUUACGGCAUAGAAGGUCAAUUCAUGGACGAAAUGUGCGUGGACGGCCCCAAGAGUAGAAGCCGUUUUCGGGCGGAUCGCCCCGAGAAUGCUCACGUUUUCUUCGUACCGUUUAGUGUCGCCAAGGUUAUCCACUACGUCUACAAGCCCAUCCGCUCUGUUGAAGGAUUUUCGCGGACGCGCCUACACCGUCUUAUAGAGGAUUACGUUGACGUAGUUGCUACUAAACAUCCCUAUUGGAACAGAAGCCAGGGAGGCGAUCAUUUCAUGGUAUCAUGCCAUGACUGGGCACCAGACGUGAUCGACGGGAAUCCAAAGUUAUUUGAAAAAUUUAUAAGGGGACUUUGCAAUGCUAACACCUCGGAAGGAUUCCGGCCUAAUGUGGACGUAUCCAUUCCAGAGAUCUACCUUCCUAAAGGUAAAUUGGGUCCAUCUUUUCUCGGUAUAUCGCCGAGAAUUCGAUCUAUACUCGCAUUUUUUGCUGGAAGAAGUCACGGUGAUAUCCGAAAAAUCUUAUUUAAACAUUGGAAAGAAAUGGACAAUGAAGUCCAAGUCUAUGACCAUCUUCCCCCGGGAAAAGACUAUACAAAAUUAAUGGGAAUGAGCAAGUUUUGUCUCUGUCCGAGUGGUUGGGAGGUCGCUAGCCCUAGAGAGGUUGAGGCGAUAUAUGCUGGUUGUGUACCGGUGAUCAUAUCGAAUAAUUAUUCAUUACCAUUCAGUGAUGUGCUUAAUUGGGAUUCCUUCUCAAUACAAAUCCCUGUUUCCAGGAUACCAGAGAUUAAAACCAUUCUACAGAGUGUCUCACUUGUAAGAUACUUGAAGAUGUAUAAGAGAGUGUUAGAAGUGAAGAAGCAUUUCGUGCUGAAUCGUCCAGCUAAACCCUACGAUGUGAUGCAUAUGAUGCUUCACUCUAUCUGGUUAAGGCGACUUAAUCUUAGGCUUGGUACAUAGUAUACAUUAUUGUUUUGUUUUGUUACAAAUAAACUUUUAAGUGUCUAAACUCAUAUGAGUUACCAUAGCUUUGUAUUCUUUCUAUAAAUUUGCAUAGUUCUCUCUUGUAUAUAUACACUACAACAAACACAAGAUCAAAGAGUUUCAUGUUAAUAAGAGACACAAAGCAUUUGUUAUU
Messenger RNA from Camelina sativa (false flax), 1866 nucleotides. Its product is annotated as xylogalacturonan beta-1,3-xylosyltransferase. The record is from RefSeq and is a predicted model, not a curated record. Gene Ontology annotation, molecular function: glycosyltransferase activity. Lineage: Eukaryota; Viridiplantae; Streptophyta; Magnoliopsida; Brassicales; Brassicaceae.